This is a messenger RNA of Anoplophora glabripennis (Asian longhorned beetle), 606 nucleotides long. RefSeq lists its product as uncharacterized. The record is from RefSeq and is a predicted model, not a curated record. The coding region runs from base 1 to 606 and encodes 201 amino acids. Lineage: Eukaryota; Metazoa; Arthropoda; Insecta; Coleoptera; Cerambycidae. The transcript is spliced from 2 exons.
AUGUUUCGGGCGUUGCUUGAUUCUGGAGCUACAAAGAACUUCGUUAGAGCAGAUCUUAUGCCGUUCCACGACGUGCAGCCCGAUCCGUGCAUUUAUACCUUGGCGUGUGGGGAAGACGCCGUCAGAUCGAAAGGGAUAGUCAGGCCACUAUACACACCGGAGAUCGCGAUUAUAACUGCAGGAAGAGGCGCGAAUGGAUUACCAACGGCGUUGUACGUACGUGGGGAACGCAGACCGAAGUACCAUAUUCUGGAUACCACAUAUCAGGUCAGAUAUGGAGACAACGCAGAACCAAGAACUAAUAGUUCCUCAACUCGAUGUUCCAGUGUAGCAUCGAGUUUUUUUAUGCCAAUUUUGGCAGAGUUUUUAGACAUUUUUGCACCCCCGUCGGUCAAUGAUAUCACGAAACAUUCCAUCGAGGUUACAGAUAAUCGGCCGAUUAAUCAACGACCUUAUCCUUUAAGUCCGACUAAAACUAAGAUACUAUAUGAGCAACUCGAUGAAAUGUUAGCAAACGGUAUUAUUGAACCAUCUACUUCACAAUACAGCUCGCCACCGGUCCUGGUGGAACGAGCAGGCAAAGCUCCUAGGUUCUGCAUUGACUAA